AUGCCUGAUCUCGCUAGUGUAGUAGCCGCCGACCCCUAUAAACAGGCAGACGCCGCUAAGAGCUCUGGUAUGGCGCUCUGCUCAUUCAAUACCACUGCCGCCACUGUGUCUUCUUUCGAUGCGACCAAAUUCGACUUCAUGGGUCUGCCUCCAGAGUUGCGACUUCAUGUGUACAACAACGUACAACACAUCCUCCGGAUCCAGUUACCUAUCCGAAAGGUUAAAAUCUUCACUCUUGAUCUGGAUCUCACUCUCUCGAAAAUCAGUCGUCAGAUCAAGCCCUCUCGUCUCAUUCAAGCUAUCAUAGACGGUGCAUUUAUGAGCAAAUCCGAUCCGUCGGAUGGUUCAAAACGCAUGGCUUUCCUGUGCGAAUCACAAUUGCAAACUUUUGCCUUGUAUAUUAGCCGUCAUGUGAGAGUGUCCAGAGAUAUGGGGGAAGCGGAUUCUGAGGCGGUGGUCAUGGAGGCAGAUUUUAUGCGCAGCUAUUUUAAUCACGCUAUAUCGCAAUUACGCGUUCACAAGAUAUUGGCCAUUCACAUACUUGUGGACAUGGGAAGUGCUGCAGGAUUUGAAAACCCGAUUGAGUUCGCAUCCUAUUUCUGGGCAACCAUGUCGGAUGUCAAUCAGCCCAGCCUGGACACUUGCCACGAUUUACGUAUCCAAGUCACCAUUGUUGUUCAGUUGGGAAAAGCAGAGAAGACUCGCACCGCGAUGGAAGACGCAACCAUCCGCUCAAGAUUCGAUACAUCUCAUAUUGAGUACACCGUUGAGGAGGUUGCUGGUGAGCUCAAUAUACUCACUUCGUAG
Messenger RNA from Parastagonospora nodorum SN15, 807 nucleotides. RefSeq lists its product as hypothetical. The record is from RefSeq and is a predicted model, not a curated record. Lineage: Eukaryota; Fungi; Ascomycota; Dothideomycetes; Pleosporales; Phaeosphaeriaceae. The transcript has 2 exons. Bases 1 to 807 code for a protein of 268 amino acids.